CACGUCUUGACGCUCAUCAUGGAUUCUUUCUUGGACUUCCUCACGAAAACGAUUCUUGGACGGAACAAUGGACGGAGUGAUUACAUGGAUAUGGUCCUCAGGAAGACUCCUCACGUAGCGCUGGGCGCCACAGCUCUAUACCUCAGCGCGGUCGGACUGCUGUCGGUGCCGUACAUUCAAAAACAAGCACUCUACUGCAAUGGAAUCCGCCGCUCACGACUAGGCGUCUACGAACGACCGGAGAAGUACGGUCUCGCGCCCAGCAAAGCCCUCAACGUACAACUCCCCACCCCCGACGGUCAGACCCUCGGCGCCUGGUUCAUCCUCUCCGAUGCCUACUACCACUCCAUCCUUAAGCACGACUGGGAAAUCGACCUCCGCCAGGCCCUCAGCUCCCUCCCCACCAUUCUCUACCUCCACGACGCCGGCGCCUCGCGCUCCGCCAAGCCCUGCGUUAUCCAGUGCUCCAUGUUCUCUUCACGCUUGUCAGCCAACGUCUUCGCGAUCGACUACCGCGGCUUCGGCGACUCGACGGGCGCGCCCUCGGAGGAGGGGCUUGCGACGGACGCGCGGGCGGCGUGGGAGUGGCUCCUGCGCAACGGCGCGAAUCCGGCGGAUGUGGUGAUUGUGGGGCAGGCGCUGGGGAGCAGCGUAGCGGCAAGGUUGGGCGCGGAGAUUGAGAAGGACGGGCUGAGGCCGAGGGGGAUUGUCCUGCUAAGCCCUUUCUCGAGUGUGAAGGACGCGGCUAGGAGCGUGGGCUUACACGGGUCUGUGCCUUUCCUGAAGCCGUUGAACUUGAUCCCGAAAGCCACAGAUCUGCUGUUGAAAAGGGUUAAGCCAAGCUUCGAUACCCUCGCCUACGCCUCCACCAUCAAAGUCGCCGACAUCCUCAUCGCCCACAGUGAAGACGACCCCGAGAUCCCCCUCACCCACUCCGAAUCCCUCUUCCAUACCUUUCUCGAGCCCCUCCUCCCGCCCGAGGUCACCCUCCCCUCGAACCCUGGCUCCCUCUCGAAAGACGACUGGGACAAGUUCACGCACGAUGUCACCGCGCGCCGGCAGGCGGAGAAGAAUCUGGUCAUCACGAACGAGAUUAGGGACUUUGGCGUGACGAGCGAGUUCGUGGACUCAGAUCAUGGGGACAGGCGGGUGAUGCUGGUGAAGACGCUCGCGGGGGGACAUGAUGCGGUGGGCUUGCAGGAGGGCGUGCAGGAUGUGAUGGGGAAGUUCUUUGGGUUUCUGCCUUGAGCCAGGGGCCGAAGUUUGCCCCAGACUAGACAUAACGAUGGAGGGAUGUGAUGGUCACGCUACUUGCUCUGCUUACGAACCAUCUAUGGUUACCCUAUCUACGCUACUGAUACCAAGUUGACGAUUAUACCUGUAUAUGCUUACCUUUCAUGAAACCUUGCUGUUACGAUGACCAGCCUUGAAAGAUGGCUUUUCGACAUG
Schizophyllum commune H4-8 is the source of this 1449-nucleotide messenger RNA. RefSeq names its product alpha/beta-hydrolase. The record is from RefSeq and is a predicted model, not a curated record. Lineage: Eukaryota; Fungi; Basidiomycota; Agaricomycetes; Agaricales; Schizophyllaceae. The transcript is spliced from 5 exons. Gene Ontology annotation, biological process: phosphatidylserine catabolic process; monoacylglycerol catabolic process. Gene Ontology annotation, molecular function: monoacylglycerol lipase activity; phosphatidylcholine lysophospholipase A1 activity. Gene Ontology annotation, cellular component: endoplasmic reticulum membrane. The coding region runs from base 91 to 1248 and encodes 385 amino acids.